GAAUGACAACCAGUGAGAGCAUGUAAGGUGCGAGAGCGCUCGACUCAUGCAUUCUAGAAAAGUCCGACCAGCGGCAUUUUUUUUUUGCAUAUCCAACAUUAGCAUUACUGACGUUGACUUCUUCUUGAAACGGCGUGUUUCUGGCACGUUCUUUUAGUUUGAACCCACAAAAAAUAGUUUAAAAUCGAAAUGGAAAAGGUGAACGAACUUAAAGAAAAGGGCAACAAUGCACUGACCGCUGAAAAGUUUGAUGAGGCUAUUGCGGCCUACACAGAAGCCAUUACUCUGGAUGGUAGGAACCAUGUUCUAUACAGCAAUCGCUCCGCUGCAUAUGCAAAGGCUGGAAAAUUUGCAGAGGCGUUGGAGGAUGCCGAAAAGACCAUUGCAUUAAAUCCCACCUGGGCCAAGGGUUAUUCACGUAAAGGAGCCGCUGCCGCAGGGCUCCAGGAUUAUAUUAAGGCCUUUGAGGCCUAUAAUGAGGGUUUGAAACAUGAUCCUCAUAAUGCUAUUCUGUUGCAAGGACGUCAGGAUAUCACUUCUUCUGUGUUGAAUUAUAUACAGUCGCAGGGUGACAUACCGAUGGACGUUGAUGGUGAAGUCCCCCCAUUUGGACGUCGUGCCCCGCCACCGGCACAGAAGCCGGAAGAGCCGCCAAAGCCAGCUGAGCCAAAAGUUGAAGAUAUGUCCGCGGAGGAGCGCAAAAAGUAUUUUGCCAAGAAAGAAAAAGAUCUAGGCAAUGCGGCCUACAAAAAGAAAGAUUUCGAGACUGCACUCAAGCAUUAUAAUGCUGCCAUUGAACAUGAUCCAACCGACAUAACGUUCUAUAACAAUAUUGCGGCAGUGUAUUUCGAGCGUAAGGAAUACGAUGAUUGCAUUAAGCAGUGUGAAAAGGGCAUCGAAGUUGGUCGCGAGAACCGCGCCGAUUUCAAGCUCAUUGCCAAGUCCUUUGCUCGCAUUGGUAACACCUACCGCAAGCUGGAGAACUAUAAGCAGGCAAAAAUAUAUUUUGAGAAGGCUAUGUCGGAACAUCGCACACCUGAGAUAAAAACAUCGCUUAGCGAAAUCGAAGCUAAGAUUAAGGAGGAGGAGCGUCGCGCUUAUAUUGAUCCGGCCAAGGCCGAAGAGGAAAAAGAGAAGGGAAAUGAGUUCUUCAAGAAGGGCGAUUAUAGCACUGCCGUAAAGCAUUAUACUGAAGCUAUUAAGCGCAAUCCCGAUGAUCCAAAACUGUACAGUAAUCGCGCUGCCUGCUACACUAAAUUGGCAGCUUUUGAUUUAGGCCUGAAGGAUUGCGACACAUGCAUUAAGCUGGAUGAAAAGUUCAUUAAAGGUUACAUACGCAAGGGCAAGAUUUUGCAAGGCAUGCAGCAGACUUCCAAAGCUUCGUCGGCAUACCAAAAGGCCCUAGAAAUUGAUCCAAACAAUGCUGAAGCUAUAGACGGUUACCGCCAGUGCUCGAUGAACUUUCAACGUAAUCCUCAAGAAGUGCUCAAAAAUGCCAUGUCAGAUCCUGAAAUUCAACAGAUUCUCAAGGAUCCGGCGAUGCGCAUAAUUUUGGAACAAAUGCAAAAUGAGCCUAACGCUGUGAAGGAACACUUGCAAAAUCCAGCCAUCGCCGAUAAAAUAAUGAAGCUGCUUGAAUCGGGAGUCAUACAAAUACAUUAGGACUAAUGGUCUAAAAACUUAUCGCUAAUAUUCAGGAGACACAACCAUUCACUACAAAUAAUUGCAACAAUAACCUGCGGCGCGCAGCCGCCAUCUAAAAAAUGAAAUGGAUAAAAAUAAGUCGUUAUAACAUUUAAAAAAAACAGCUAAAAAGAGCAAAAUACCUUAAAUAUUUCGCAACGCUAAACGGAUAAGGAAACACAAUUACGUCUGUCUAAUUGACUUAAGCAGAUGCUGGAGAAGCUCUUUUCGCCACGACGCCUCCUCCUUAUUUUCAUUCUACAUUAUACGCUGUAGCUUAGUUCUAAAAUAAGUUUUUGAAUGUAAAAAAAAAAUAAAUAUACAAGACAGAAGGUAAAACUAA
Messenger RNA from Scaptodrosophila lebanonensis, 2026 nucleotides. It is a transcript of the gene Stip1, whose product is annotated as stress-induced-phosphoprotein 1. The transcript has 5 exons. Lineage: Eukaryota; Metazoa; Arthropoda; Insecta; Diptera; Drosophilidae. The coding region runs from base 190 to 1662 and encodes 490 amino acids. The record is from RefSeq and is a predicted model, not a curated record. Gene Ontology annotation, molecular function: Hsp90 protein binding.